Messenger RNA from Myotis davidii, 1626 nucleotides. RefSeq names its product phosphate cytidylyltransferase 1, choline, alpha (gene PCYT1A). Gene Ontology annotation, biological process: CDP-choline pathway. Bases 183 to 1286 code for a protein of 367 amino acids. Gene Ontology annotation, molecular function: phosphatidylcholine binding; choline-phosphate cytidylyltransferase activity. Gene Ontology annotation, cellular component: endoplasmic reticulum. The transcript is spliced from 9 exons. The record is from RefSeq and is a predicted model, not a curated record. Lineage: Eukaryota; Metazoa; Chordata; Mammalia; Chiroptera; Vespertilionidae.
GGGCGGGAUUUCCGGCCGGCUGUUCCGUCAGGUGCCUUUCCCGGGCGUCUCCCCACCACCUCCUCAGCUUCCCUCGUCCGUGACGCUGCGCCCGGGAGAAACCCGCCGGGACAGGGGCUGCAGGGCCGCGAGCUGCAGUGAGAAAAGUUUCUUUUUCACUUUCUAUGACCGGUUAAAAGAAGAUGGAUGCACAGAAUUCAGCCAAAGUCAACACAAGAAAAAGGAGGAAAGAGGCACCUGGACCCAAUGGGGCAACAGAGGAAGAUGGGAUUACUUCCAAAAUGCCACGCUGUGCAGUUGGCUUACGGCAGCCAGCUCCUUUUUCUGAUGAAAUUGAAGUAGACUUUAAUAAGCCCUAUGUCAGGGUAACUAUGGAAGAAGCCAGCAGAGGAACACCUUGUGAGCGACCUGUGAGAGUUUAUGCAGAUGGAAUAUUUGACUUAUUUCAUUCUGGUCAUGCCCGGGCUCUGAUGCAAGCAAAGAACCUUUUCCCUAAUACAUACCUCAUUGUGGGAGUUUGCAGUGAUGAGCUAACGCACAACUUCAAAGGCUUCACAGUGAUGAACGAGAGUGAGCGCUACGAUGCAGUGCAGCACUGCCGCUACGUGGAUGAGGUGGUGAGGAAUGCCCCCUGGACCCUGACACCGGAGUUCCUGGCAGAGCACCGGAUUGAUUUUGUGGCCCAUGAUGACAUCCCUUAUUCUUCCGCAGGAAGUGAUGAUGUUUAUAAGCACAUUAAGGAAGCAGGCAUGUUUGCUCCAACACAGAGGACAGAAGGUAUCUCUACAUCAGACAUCAUCACCCGAAUUGUCCGGGACUAUGAUGUGUAUGCCAGACGGAACCUACAGAGGGGCUACACGGCAAAGGAGCUCAAUGUCAGCUUUAUCAACGAGAAGAAAUACCAUUUGCAGGAACGAGUUGACAAAGUAAAGAAGAAAGUGAAAGAUGUGGAAGAAAAGUCAAAAGAAUUUGUUCAGAAAGUAGAGGAAAAAAGCAUUGACCUCAUUCAGAAAUGGGAGGAGAAAUCCCGAGAAUUCAUUGGAAAUUUCCUGGAAAUGUUUGGUCCAGAAGGAGCACUGAAACAUAUGCUGAAAGAAGGGAAAGGCCGGAUGCUGCAGGCCAUCAGCCCAAAGCAGAGUCCCAGCAGCAGCCCCACUCGUGAACGCUCCCCCUCCCCCUCUUUCCGAUGGCCCUUCUCUGGCAAGACUUCCCCUUCUUCCUCUCCAGCAAACUUCUCCAGGCACAAGGCUGCAGCCUAUGAUAUCAGUGAAGAUGAAGAAGACUAAUUUUUCAGCCCUCCUUUCCUCUCCCCUCCCUUUGUCCCAUCACCUUCAAAAGCUCUGUUGAAUUCCAAAUUGUGAUCCCAACAAUAAACCUAAGGACGGCUACAAAGGAAAGACAAUUGGGCCAGAGGACCUCAGACGGGGGGGACCAGACAGCCCAUUCUCCAAGAGACAUCCCCCACCCAAGAAGGAGGCUGACUACACCCUAGAGGCCUUUUCUGCAUCCAUAUACCCUCCUCUUUGACUUUGCUUUACUGUUUAUGUUCAUAUGAUCUUGACAGGGAAAUUACCAUUUUUAUUAAUUUUUAAAAAUUAAUCUUUAAAAUAUAGUAAAUAGAACUAA